UUUCCUGACCUGUGACGUCAGAGCGACGCGAAGAACCCGUAUAUAGAGAGUAGUGACGCCUGACGUCAGUUGUCUUCAGUGCGGUAUAUGUAAUGGAAAAAUGGCCUCGCAGGAGAAAGACGAUGAGCAGUUGGCGAGAUCUGAUAGUUUCCGUCUAGCUGUAACCCCAAGUAUUCCAGACGAUGGUAAAACACCUGAUGGGAAGCCGAAAAUUCUAAAAAAGGCCAUGGGAAAAGACAAGAAAGGAAAGCCGGACCUGGAUGAGCUCAAGCAGGAGGUUGACAUGGAUGAGCACAAAAUCAACAUAGAAGAAUUGUAUGCUAGACUAGGAACAAAUCCAGAAACCGGUCUCACUGCCAUGCAAGCCCGUGAAAUUUAUGAAAGAGAUGGUCCAAAUGCUUUAACGCCCCCUAAGAAAAUCCCUGAAUGGGUGAAAUUCUGUAAGCAGCUGUUUGGGGGUUUUGCUCUUCUACUCUGGAUAGGUGCAGUUCUAUGUUUUAUUGCUUAUUCAAUUCAAGUAGGAACUUCAGAAGGUAGUGUUGAAGAUAAUUUAUAUUUAGGUAUUGUCUUAGCCACUGUUGUAAUAGUUACUGGAUGUUUCUCAUAUUAUCAAGAAGCUAGAAGUUCUAAAAUUAUGGAGUCUUUCAAAAAUAUGGUGCCUCAGUAUGCUACAAUUAUCAGAGAAGGACAAAAACAUACGUUGCCUGCUGAAGAUGUUGUCGUGGGUGACCUGGUGGAGGUGAAGGGAGGUGAUCGUGUGCCUGCAGACAUCAGAGUCAUUUCUGCUCAAGGUUUCAAAGUCGAUAAUUCUUCCUUAACAGGGGAGUCUGAACCUCAGACUCGUUCUCCCGAGAUGACCAAUGAAAAUCCCUUAGAAACACGAAAUAUAGCCUUUUUCUCUACAAACUGUGUGGAAGGUACUGGUAGAGGUAUUGUCAUCAACACUGGAGAUCGUACAGUAAUGGGACGCAUUGCUAAUUUAGCAUCCGGUUUGGAGAUGGGUGACACACCCAUCGCAAGAGAGAUUGCCCACUUUAUCCAUAUCAUCACUAGCGUGGCCGUUUUCUUAGGUGUUACAUUCUUCGUUAUAGCUUUCAUCUUGGGUUAUUAUUGGUUGGAUGCUGUUAUAUUUUUAAUUGGAAUUAUUGUUGCAAAUGUACCUGAAGGUCUUUUAGCUACUGUUACAGUAUGCUUGACCUUAACUGCCAAAAGGAUGGCUUCCAAAAACUGCCUUGUGAAAAACUUGGAAGCUGUGGAGACUUUAGGAUCUACUUCGACCAUUUGUUCUGAUAAAACAGGGACCCUCACACAGAAUCGUAUGACUGUUGCACAUAUGUGGUUUGAUAAUCAAAUCAUUGAAGCUGAUACUACAGAAGACCAAUCGGGAUUGCAAUAUGAUAAAACUUCAUCUGGUUGGAAAGCUCUGUCACGUGUUGCACGCCUGUGUAGUAGAGCAGAAUUCAAACCUGGCCAAGAAAAUGUUCCUAUCUUGAAACGUGAAUGUAAUGGAGAUGCAUCAGAAUCGGCUAUACUGAAGUGCAUGGAAUUGGCCACUUCCAAUGUGGCUGCCUAUCGAGAUCAGAACCGUAAAAUCUGUGAAAUUCCCUUCAAUUCUACUAACAAAUACCAUGUGACGAUCCAUGAAAUAGACGAUUCAGGGACUACAAGCUAUUUACUGUGCAUGAAGGGUGCUCCAGAGAGAGUGCUCGAUCGAUGUUCCACGAUUUACAUCAAUGGUAAAGAGAAGGUUCUAGACGAUGAGAUGAAAGAAGCUUUCAACAAUGCAUAUCUAGAGCUAGGGGGACUAGGGGAGAGAGUUAUAGGUUUCUGUGAUUUUGUCUUGCCAACGGAACAAUAUCCUGCUGGCUACCCUUUUGAUGGAGAUUCACAAAAUUUCCCCAUUGAUGGUCUCCGGUUUUUAGGUCUCGUAUCCAUGAUUGAUCCUCCACGAGCCGCUGUGCCAGAUGCCGUUGCCAAGUGCCGAAGUGCUGGAAUCAAAGUUAUUAUGGUCACUGGUGACCACCCAAUCACUGCCAAAGCCAUUGCAAAAGCUGUUGGAAUCAUAUCUGAAGGAAAUGAAACUGUUGAAGACAUUGCUCAGAGAUUGAAUAUUCCAAUUGAUGAUGUUAAUCCAAAUGAUGCCAAAGCUGCUGUUAUUCAUGGUUCAGAAUUGAGAGAUAUGGCACCAGAUCAAAUAGACGACAUUUUACGCAAUCAUACCGAAAUCGUAUUUGCCAGAACCUCACCCCAGCAGAAACUAAUCAUUGUUGAAGGUUGUCAGCGGCAGGGGGCAAUUGUUGCAGUAACAGGAGAUGGUGUGAAUGACUCGCCUGCUUUGAAGAAAGCUGAUAUUGGUGUUGCCAUGGGAAUUGCUGGAAGUGAUGUGAGUAAACAAGCUGCUGAUAUGAUUCUGUUGGAUGAUAAUUUUGCUUCAAUCGUUACUGGAGUCGAAGAAGGUCGACUGAUAUUCGAUAAUUUGAAAAAAUCUAUCGCUUAUACCCUCACGAGUAAUAUUCCUGAAAUAUCCCCAUUCUUGCUGUUUAUUUUGGCUGACAUACCUCUGCCCUUGGGAACAGUUACCAUUCUAUGUAUAGAUUUAGGAACAGAUAUGGUGCCAGCUAUAUCACUUGCUUACGAAACUGCCGAAAGCGACAUCAUGAAGCGUCAACCUCGAGAUCCUCAAAAAGACAAAUUGGUGAAUGAACGGUUAAUAUCAAUGUCGUAUGGCCAGAUUGGGAUGAUGCAGGCAGCUGCUGGUUUUUUCACUUAUUUUGUGAUAAUGAGUGAGAAUGGUUUUUGGCCUGGAAGGCUGUUGGGACUGAGAAGAGAGUGGGACUCUGCAGCUGUCAAUGACUUAACUGACUCUUACAAUCAAGAAUGGACAUUCAAAGAUAGGAAGAUUUUGGAAUACACUUGCCAUACUGCUUUCUUUGUUUCAAUUGUGAUAGUCCAGUGGGCAGAUUUAAUCAUCUGUAAAACGAGAAGGAAUUCCGUUUUACACCAAGGAAUGAGGAAUCAUGUAUUGAAUUUUGGCUUAGUAUUUGAAACUGCUAUGGCAGCUUUUCUUUGUUACACUCCAGGAAUGGAUAAAGGUCUUAGGAUGUAUCCUCUCAAAUUCAAUUGGUGGUUACCAGCAUUGCCCUUCUCCCUUCUCAUAUUUGUGUAUGAUGAAGUGCGAAGAUAUAUAUUGCGCAGGAACCCUGGCGGAUGGGUAGAGAGAGAGACUUACUAUUGACCUGCUUAUUACUGUGUUAAGGACAUUAUGACAGAUUUCUCAUUUGAAUUGAAGCUCCUGCCAAGAUACGGGUGCAAAAGCUUCCACAUAAAAGUACUAUGCGAGAAAUCUGAAAAAAGGGAUGAUAAGAAAGUUUUUUUUUAGUUUUUUUUUUUUUUUAAAUUUUUAUUUUGUGACAUCCAAUUGGUGUAUCUCGAAAGCUCUUCAGAAAAUCGUAAAUGUACCUUAACUAUUUUGAAUAGUAGGAACAAGUAAAUUAGAAGAGGAAGAAAAAAAAUUAAUUGAUAUUUGUAACCAUUUUACUUUUAAAUCUGCAUUCUUUAUUUAAUUUUUUUAUAUAUCUAUAUAUAUAUAUUUAAAAAAUGCUUUAUUAUUGGAUUUUAUAAUGUUGCCAAAUUAUACUGUAGAGCUGAGUGCAUUUUUUGUUAUUAUUUUAAUUUUAUAGUGUUUAUUUUAUUCUUAAAUAGGUGAAACUUUUUAAACAUUAUCAUUUUUAACAUUUUACUAUGGUUAUUGUUAUGUAGCUAAAAUUAUCAUCUGUGCUCUAGCAACUAUCUAAAUUUAGCUUUUAUGUGAACUUGUGUAGUUUCAAUUUUUGCCAUUUGCAAAAGAAUGACUUUACAAUUAUACAAUUUUCAAAUUUAUUCUACUCUAAUUGAAAUUUCGAUCUUUUUACAAACAUCUAUUUACAUCAUCUUAUCUAUAAAUGGCUCAAAUACUUUGCUUCCUCUAAAAAGUAACGUUUUGAAGAAUUUCAAAUAAAGAACAAAUUAUUGCACAAUUAUUUGCAAAAGAAAACAAAAUUUACAUUAUAUUUCUAAGAUCUUUAUACACUUAGUAGACAUAAAUGAGUAAAACUCUCACUUUCACAAUAUUUUUUACGAAUAUAUAUAUAUAUAAUGCAUUGAAACAAAAUUCUAACUGCACAGUCGACUCAAAAAGCUGACAACCGCAGGUUGGUUUUUUAUAGACUAUUCUCUUUUGAUCAAUCUUUAAAAAAAGAAAAAUUUUCUUCAAUGUCGCUCAGUUUUUUUUUUCUUCCAUUUUUUUACAGUAGUUUAUUUGCUUUCAUAUAGAAUUGGGUGGAAUAAAUUGUCACAAUUAGAUGUUUUUGCACUUAAAUAUUUACAGUUUUUAGAAAAGUUUUUUUCUUUGAAUAUGAAGCUUUACUAUUUUGAAAUUAUAAGGAAAGAAGUAUGAUAGUUGCCUUAAACUUGUGUCAUUACUUUAAUGUUGUGUGAAUCAUGCCACUCAUAUAUGCAUAUUCAUAUGUGUAUAUUUUAGGCAGUUCAUAUAAAUCAGGCAGAGGAGAAAUCUGAAAAUAUAUUUAAUCCAAUCAUUGGUGUGGUUUUUUUUUUGUGUUGUGUUUUGUAUUCUUUUACUUAAUCUCACUUAAGAAUCUCUGAAUGAAAUUUGAAACAUAAGUGCAUUUAUUUCUUUUUCACCAGAUUUCUUUCUUUUUUUAAAAAAGAAAAAGAAAAUUGUGUUAAUUGUUUCUUGUUAUUUUAUACAAUUAUCCCCUAAAUGCCAAAGGUUUACUUUUCGAUAAAACUGUUACGUAAUUUUUUUUAGUAUUUUUUACUAAUUAAAGAUAAUGUAAGAAAAAUAAUUAUCUUAGACGUUUUACUUUACUUAUUACUCGUUUUGUGUUUAAAACAAAACCUUUGACAUUAUUGGACCAAUUGGAUGAAUCAAAACCUGUUCACCCUGGGCCUUAUUACCUAGCAGCUAUAACAGGUUUAAAUUCUGUUAAACUUUUGGCAUUUAGCCUACUUGUGUCAGUGUUUCAUCAAGAGUAGGAAUCCAUUCCAUGACGAAAUAUUUCAGGAAGAAAGCUCUUUGCAAUCACUGAUUCCAGUUAUGAUGAAAUGCAAUGACUUUAUCCUUCAGAGACAGUUCAAAUUAUAUUUUUGUUAUACUGUUAUUGGCAUAGAGUAAGUAUAUACAUGUAUGUAGAGUGGCUCUAUAAAAAGUGACCCCAACAGACGUCAUGUGACUUCAGAUGCUCAGUUUUGCUUUGAAUAAUUUCCACUCUUUGUUUUCUGUAACUAAGAACUUUUUAAAAAAUAAAAAAUGUCUGUUUAAGAUUAAUAAUUCUGUAGAUCUAUUAAACUCAUUUUAAAAAAGAUAGAUUUUUAGAGGUAUGUUUUAAUUAUUUACAACUUAUCUAUUGGUGUGAAAUCAGGUAGUAAAAGUUAUCACAUAAUUCUUAUUACCUUGUGUGGAGCAUUUGAUUUGCGACUCCAAAUAUUCUUUGCUUUUAGUUCUGAUUACAGGGAACCUUGAAUCUAAUGACUAUGGAUUUUAUUGCUCACUACAUACAGUCUAUGUAUUUUUAUUUUGACUAUAGAAUUACAGAUAGCUUAGACUUUCAUUUUUAUGUGCUUUAAUUCUGUCCAAAAAAUUAUUGGCAACUUUUAAAAGCUGUGGAAUAGUCCAUUUUGUUGCAUUGUGUAAUUUUGACUACAAAAAUAAGGACAACCUUGUAUUAUGUAUUUUAAUUUUGGCUGCAGUUUUGCAGACAGCCAUCCGACUAUAGAAUUACAGAUAGUUUUGACGCUAUGUGUUUUUAUUCUGAUUACUAAAUUAUUGGCAGCUUUAAGAAACUGUGGAAUUGUCCAAUUUGUUUAACAGCCCUUUAGCUUUAAUAAACUUUUUUUUUUUUUACUAAAUUUGUAAAUGACUGCUUGUUUCUACUAACUUCUUGCAGUUCGGAAUUAAACCCUUAUUGAUUGGGAAAAUUAAUUCAUAUACUUAGAAAUAAUCUUUUGGGUGUUUCUAUAAAAUCUAAUCUUUAUGCAAUUUUGAUGUAAGUGUAUUUUAAUGUUUGGAAAUAUUUAGCUGAAUAAAUAUAUGUGUUUAAAUUCUUUGUACAUUUCUAUCAAAGUUUAAAAUGAAUUAAGUUUUAUUUUUCCCACCAUUUUAUUAUAAUGUUAAAAUAUCAUUGUAUUCUUUUCAAACUCUCGUUUGUGUGUAGUCAUUUGUUUACUUUCAACUGUACAUUAGAAUGAGUCAAUAUAUUUAGUAAAUGAAGACAAUCGAGUCACAUGACCACUCUCGUUAGUAUUGGGGGCAAUGGCUGAUGACUCCUUCUGCGUUUACUAUGCUUACUCUAUGGUUAUUGGUAUGUUAUUAGAUAGGUUUUUUAAUAUGUUAUAAUUCAAUUGCAAUCUGAUUUACUCUGAAAAACAAAUUUCUUUGUUUGUUUCUCUUUUUAUAUAUUGUUGAUAAUGUUUCAAUUUUGUAUAUGUUUAUCGAUAUCAAUCCACCGGCUUCUGUUUCAUAAAAUUAAGUUUGUGGUUUUGAUAUUCAUUUGUUUUUUUUUAUUAAUUGUAGCUUUAUAUAAUUUAAUAGUAUUUGAAUAUUUAAGGAAAAAUAAAGAAAGAAGAUAUUUUUUAAAGCAUCUACUUUUAUCUGAAAUGUGUAUUCUUUGCUCACAGAUGUUUGAGGUUUAAAAGCCUUGUAUUGUUUUUUCUUUGUUAAAAAAAAUACUUUUAAAACAAGUUGCAUUUCUGAUGAAUUUUAAUAAAGUGUGUGCACUGAAAAUGUAAUGUUUUUUAUUUUAUUUUAUUUUUCAUUGUAUUUCAUGUUGAAUUGGAAGGAUGCAUAUAAAUAUAUAGCAAUAAAAAAAAAAGACUGCUGCUGUAAUUGGUAGAAAUGAGAAAUCACUAUUGCUAUAAAAAUUAGUUAUACGAUGUGAUUUAUGAUUAAGGCUUGAUAUUCCUUAAACAUGUAAAUUAUUUACUCUAAUCAAUGAAAAAUAAAUACAGUUUCUAUUUUU
Parasteatoda tepidariorum (common house spider) is the source of this 7016-nucleotide messenger RNA. RefSeq names its product sodium/potassium-transporting ATPase subunit alpha-B. The record is from RefSeq and is a predicted model, not a curated record. Lineage: Eukaryota; Metazoa; Arthropoda; Arachnida; Araneae; Theridiidae. Gene Ontology annotation, biological process: intracellular sodium ion homeostasis; proton transmembrane transport; sodium ion export across plasma membrane. Gene Ontology annotation, cellular component: plasma membrane. Gene Ontology annotation, molecular function: ATP hydrolysis activity; P-type sodium:potassium-exchanging transporter activity; ATP binding.